Messenger RNA from Emiliania huxleyi CCMP1516, 2341 nucleotides. RefSeq lists its product as hypothetical. The record is from RefSeq and is a predicted model, not a curated record. The transcript is spliced from 13 exons. NCBI's taxonomy places the organism in Eukaryota, Haptophyta, Isochrysidales, Noelaerhabdaceae. Gene Ontology annotation, molecular function: transaminase activity; pyridoxal phosphate binding. The coding region runs from base 272 to 1852 and encodes 526 amino acids.
GCGUAGAUCGCCUCCAGUCCCUCCUCCAGCGGCCUCGCCGCUGAGCCCCAGCGACUUCAUCGACGCGCGCACCGCCCUGCUCGCCGUCGUCUGCUCGCUUCUCGUGCUCCACCCGCCUCGGAUCAGCCGCUCGCUCGUCGGGAGCGCGCUCGGCGUGGGCGCGCUUUGGGCGUGGGCCGCAUCGCUCGGUGUGGAGGCGGACGCGGCCGCGGUGGCGGCGACGCUGCUCGGCGUGCGCGCGGCCUACCGCCUCUACCAGAUCGUGCUGACCAUGCUCGCCACCUUCCCGCUCCAGCUCACCUUUCCGUUUGUCGUCGACCUCAUCCCGCGCUUCUCGAUCAGCAAGCGCUCCUUCUUCAACGCGGACGGCGCCUCGGCCGAGGUGGCGCGGAAGCGCGAGGCCGCGCUCGAGGCGCUCCAGGAGCGCUGGCGCGUCAAGUACAAGCAGUGCCUCGUCUUUGGCUCCGACCUCAAGAAUCUCAUCUCCGACGUGCGCUUCACGUCGGGCCGGUGCUUCCCGCCCUUCAACAAUGUGGUCAACGAGUACCUCGACCCGUCCAUGGCCCUCGCACGCACCGAAGGCCCCACCGUCGUCGACAUCGACGGCAACUCCUCUCUCGACGUCUCUGGCUCGUACGGCGUCAACGUCUGCGGGUACGAGGCGUACAAGCGCUUCAUCACCGCCGGCUGGGCGGCGGCCAAGGACAAGGGCCUCUACCUGGGCUCGCUCGACGAGACGACCCUCGCAAACAUCAAGAUGAUCCAGCAGAUCUCCGGCCUGCCAGAGGUGUCCUUCCACAUGUCGGGCACCGAGGCGGUCAUGGCGGCCGUCCGCUGCGCGCGUUUCAACCAGCGCAAGCCGCUGGUCGUCAGCUUCGGGGGCGCGUACCACGGCUGGUGGGACGGGAUGCAGCCGACCGCGGGCAACGAGCGCACUCCCGAGGACGUGCUCUGCCUCAAGGACAUGAACGCGCUCUCGCUGGCGGUGAUCCGGGCUCGCGGGAGCGAGAUCGCCGCGGUGCUCGUCAACCCGCUCCAGUGCUUCCACCUCAACUCGUCGCCGCCCUCCGAUCUGGUGUUGCAGUCAAACAACCGCAAGGUCGGGCCGACGCCGGGGUACAGGGAGUGGCUCCACAAGCUCCGCAAGACGUGCACCGACGCCGGCGUGCUGCUCAUCUUCGACGAGGUGUACACCGGCUUCCGCGUCGCGCCGCGCGGCGCGCAGCAGGCGUACGGCGUGCAGGCCGACUUGGUCGUGUACGGCAAGACGCUCGGCGGCGGGCUGCCCGUCGGCGUGCUCUGCGGCGGCAAGGAGGCGAUGACGCGCUCCGACCCGAAGAAGGCUGCGCGCGUGGCGUACGUGAUCGGCAUCGCUGGCCACGUCGGCGGCACGUUCGCGGGCCACCCGGCGGUGAUGGGGUCGAUGAACGCGUUCCUCACCUGGCACUCCCGCCCAGAGACGCCGGCCGAGUACGACGAGAUGCACCGCCGCAUCGACGCGUUCGUGGGCGAGGCGAACGGCGCCUUCAAGAAGCGCGGCUACCCGCUCGAGCUCUCGUCGUGGUUCUCUGUCUGGUCGAUGAUGUUUACGACGCCGGGCCGGUACCACUGGAUGCUGCAGUACUACAUGCGCGACGCGGGCGUCGCGCUGUCGUGGGUUGGCACCGGCCGCUGCCUCUUCUCGCUCGACUGGACCGACGAGAACUACGCCGAGCUGCUGCGCAGGAUGCUCGUCGCCUGCGAGCAGAUGCAGGCGGGAGGCUGGUGGGAGGCGCCGCGCGUCAACGUCAAGAAGGCGGUCAGCCUCGAGUUCGCCGCCGCCAUCGGCAAGUCCCUCGUCGGGCUCGCCUAGUCUCGACGCCUAGUCGGAGCCCGCCUGGCGCCGUCGGCCGGGCAAGGGGAGCGGGGGGGGGGGGGGGGGGGCACUCUCGCCUGGGAGUGGCUUUCCGCGGCCGCCGGCGCAGAGGGCGGCUGUGGCCGGCGGGGAGGGGGGGCGGGGGGGCACGUAUUGGGGAGGGCUUUGGCGACGCACGCUGCUGGAGGACGACGCAGGCCUUCUAGUGGCACGCGGUGCUCUCGCCGGAGCAGCCACGCACACGGCAGCUACGAACGCAGAGCGGUUUGGGCGCCUGCGGGCGUGAACUCGCGAGAGGCGAGUCUGUCAGGCCCUGAGACUCUCUUCAGGACACGCUGCUCUCUGCUCUGACUCGCAUCUCGCGGACCGAGCACAUACAUUGCACGUCGCGUCUCAGACUCAGAGCGCGCUAUCCGCUUACUUUGCUUUAUUCGUUCGACACGGGGUACGGGCGGGGUAUUUCUUUUUUGAGCGUAUGUCCCUCGU